GGGCCGCGGCCAAUCAGAGCGACGACGCCGCAAGGGGCGGGCCCGGCGGCGGGGGAGGCUGUUUAAAGUGGCGCCCGCAGCGCGCGAAGGGAAUGGCGGAGCCGGCGGACUAUCCCCCCUUCCAGCUGGGGAAGCCCCGCUUCGAGCAGACGUCGUUCUAUGGCAGAUUCAGGCACUUCUUGGACAUCAUCGAUCCGCGCACUCUCUUUGUUACUGAGAGUCGCCUGAAGGAGGCUGUGCAGCUGCUGGAGGAUUACAAGCACGGGACUUUGCCCCCGGGAGUCACCAACAAAGAGCUGUGGGCCGCUCAGAAAAUCAAGCAGGCCAUCAUCCACCCCGACACAAACGAGACCAUCUUCAUGCCUUUCAGAAUGUCAGGUUACAUUCCCUUCGGAACGCCCAUCGUUGUUGGUCUUCUCUUGCCCAACCAGACGCUGGCAUCCACUGUUUUUUGGCAGUGGUUGAAUCAGAGCCACAAUGCAUGCGUCAACUAUGCAAACCGCAACGCGACAAAGCCUUCUCCGACGUCCAAGUUCAUCCAGGGCUACUUGGGAGCUGUCAUAAGUGCUGUCUCAAUAGCAGUGGGCCUUAAUGUUCUGGUUCAGAGAGCGAACAAGUUUACCCCCGCCACGCGUCUCUUGAUCCAGAGGUUUGUGCCGUUCCCUGCAGUCGCUAGUGCCAAUAUCUGCAAUGUUGUCCUGAUGAGGCACACGGAGCUGGAAGAAGGAAUUGAUGUCCUGGACGGUAACGGCAACAUCGUUGGGUCUUCCAGAAUCGCUGCAAAACACGCACUGCUAGAAACAGCCCUGACUAGAGUGGUCCUGCCAAUGCCUAUACUGGUUCUACCUCCAAUUAUUAUGUCCAUACUGGAAAAGACGUCCCUCCUGAGGUCCCGUCCCCGGAUGAUUCUCCCCGUGCAAAGCCUUGUGUGCCUCGCGGCCUUCGGCCUGGCCCUCCCCUUGGCCAUCAGCCUCUUCCCGCAGAUGUCCGAGGUCAGUACCUGUCUGGUCCCUGCAGACCAGGGGGGACAAUGCGUGGUCCUCCUUUCCAUCACAUCUGUUGUACCCCCCCGCGGUCAUCUGCUUCUGUACGGAGGAUGUUUGGACUGCAGAGCCAUCAAAGCACCAGGGAGCAGUGGGGCAAGCAGGCUGGAGCGUUUUGGGGAGUGUAUGAGGCUGAUGUUCUGCCUGCUUGGUGUCUGAGAAGCAUCUUGGCCAUCACUGUGGGUGUUUGGUUCCU
Molecule: messenger RNA, 1239 nt
Organism: Oxyura jamaicensis (ruddy duck)
Lineage: Eukaryota; Metazoa; Chordata; Aves; Anseriformes; Anatidae
Gene: SFXN5
Product: sideroflexin 5
Exons: 14
Coding region: 93-1202 (369 amino acids)
Biological process (GO): monoatomic ion transport; citrate transport; mitochondrial transmembrane transport
Cellular component (GO): mitochondrial inner membrane
Molecular function (GO): citrate transmembrane transporter activity; monoatomic ion transmembrane transporter activity
Source: RefSeq, a predicted model, not a curated record